GCAAACAAACGCGCGCCCUCCCACUUCAACUCCACCUCCUCCACCCUCCUUCUCCAGGCCCUGUUCCGACAACAAACAAAACAGUAAAACAAACCGCAACGAAUCGGCGGCGGGGGUGCGCCGAAUGCCGGUGGUGCCCGCGCCGCCUCUCCCCUCUCCCCGCCGCGCCCCACCGAUUCGAAGCGGAAUAGAACAACUCCACCACUGCCACCGCGCGCCCACUUGACAAAUUUCCUAUCCGAUUCGAAUCGGCGCGGAGCUCGUGCUCGCCCCCGCGCCGCGCGCGCGCACUGGUCCAAACCCAACCCUAGCCCCCCACCAUCCCCACCACCAGAUCCGGAGAUCCCGCGCGGACCCGGAGGCGAAUCGGCGCCCACAAUGGCGGGCCUAGUCGCGCCGCCCUGAUCCCCCGAUCCGGCUCGCCGCUUGCUCCCCCCCCGCGCCGCCGAUGGACUCCGCCCGGAGCUGGCUGCAGAAGCUGCAGAAGGACAAGGCCAGGCCGGGCGCGUCGCCCCUCGGCGCCGGGAUGGCAGGGGACGACGAGGACGAGCCGGUGCUCUCCAGCGCCACCAAGCAGAAGGUGGAGGCCGCCAAGCAGUGCAUCGAGAACCACUACAAGGCGCAGAUGAGGUCGCUCCAGGAGCGCAAGGAGAGACGUUGGAUGCUGGAGAAGAAGCUUGCUGAUGCUGAUGUAUCUGAAGAGGAGCAAAACAAUAUCCUGAAGGAUUUAGAAAAAAAGGAGACAGAAUACAUGCGCCUAAGGAGGCACAAAAUGGGUGUUGAUGAUUUUGAAUUGCUGACCAUUAUUGGGAGAGGUGCUUUUGGGGAGGUGAGACUUUGUAGAGAAAAAGCUACGUCCAAUGUGUAUGCAAUGAAAAAGCUCAAGAAGUCUGAAAUGUUACGAAGAGGCCAGGUUGAGCAUGUGAGAGCUGAAAGGAACCUCCUUGCAGAAGUUGAUAGUGCUUAUAUAGUUAAGCUCUACUGCUCAUUCCAAGAUGAUGAGUUUCUGUACCUCGUUAUGGAGUACCUUCCUGGUGGUGACAUGAUGACUCUGCUCAUGCGCAAGGAUACACUUACAGAGGACGAGUCUUCGUUUUAUGUUGCAGAGACAAUACUGGCAAUUGAAUCCAUUCACAAGCAUAACUAUAUUCAUAGGGAUAUUAAGCCUGACAAUUUAUUGUUAGAUCGAACUGGCCAUCUGAAGCUUUCAGAUUUCGGCCUAUGCAAGCCUCUAGAUAGUAGCAGCUUUCCAAAUCUCACUGAACUUGACAACGCAGCGGGAAAUAUCACCAAUACAUCAGCAGAUGGUGAUAAGCCAUUAAGUAGCACUGCUGUUCCCAGGCGAACACAGCAGGAACAACUAUUGCAUUGGCAGAAGAAUCGCCGGAUGUUGGCUUAUUCAACUGUUGGUACACCUGAUUACAUUGCCCCGGAAGUCCUAUUGAAGAAAGGAUAUGGAAUGGAAUGUGACUGGUGGUCACUUGGGGCCAUUAUGUAUGAGAUGCUUGUGGGUUACCCACCAUUUUAUUCUGAAGACCCAAUGUCAACAUGUAGGAAGAUAGUAAAUUGGAGAAGCCAUCUUAAAUUUCCUGAAGAGGCCAGACUUUCGCCAGAAGCUAAAGAUCUAAUUAAUAAGCUAUUAUGUAAUGUGGAUCAGAGACUUGGGAUGAAAGGAGCACAUGAGAUAAAGGCUCAUCCAUGGUUUAGAAGCGUUGAAUGGGAAAAGCUAUAUCAGAUGGAAGCAGCUUUCAUACCUGAAGUUAUUGAUGAGUUGGACACACAAAACUUCGAGAAUUUUGAGGAGGCUGCGCCUACAAUGCAAACUUCAUCAAAGGCAGGUCCUUGGAGAAAGAUGCUUUCCUCCAAGGACAUGAAUUUUGUGGGUUAUACUUACAAGAACUUCGAAAUAGUUAACGAUCCUGAACUUCCAGGAAUAGCUGAAUUAAAGAAGAAGAACAACAAACCAAAACGACCAACCAUCAAAUCAUUAUUUGGUAAAAUUUUCAGAGUCCUUUCUCUCUUAAGUCCUCAUACAGAGAGCCAGGCUAUCUGCUGUAAAUUCAUGGACGGAUCCUGUGCAGGGGAUGAGGUUUUUUUGGCGCAGAAAUCUGCAUUUCCGCAUUCGCGUCGUGAGAUUUGCGACAACAUCCUCCACCUCCCAGUCUGCUUUGGUCUGGUUUCCGCGCGCGUGCGUGCGUGCAUGGACAGGCUGAGGAGCGUGGUGCUGCGCAGGUGCAAGAGCCUGUCGCGGGCGAGGAGCAGGCGGUCGUCGCCCAGCUCCUACAGCAACCUCCGCUCCAUGUCGGCUAGGGACGACGUCGCCGGAGAAGAUAGCCAGGCCGCGGCCGAGGGGCCGUCGGCGGUGGUGUUCGUGGGCAGCUCGCGGCGGCGGUACGUCAUCAGCGCCAGGCACCUCCGCCACCCGCUGAUCGCCGCGCUCAUCGACGGCGACGCCGGCGAUGGCGACGUGAGGAAUAGCAAGGAGCCGGUGGCCGUGAGGUGCGAGGUCGUGCUGUUCGACCACCUGCUGUGGAUGCUCGACAACGCCGUCGACCUGCGCGCCGGCGCCGGCGGCGAGGAAGACGCCGUCAGGGAGCUGGCCCAGCUCUACGCCACGUGCUAACCCAGUUGCAGGUGAUCGACUCGUCGGUUGAUAUAUAGUACGAUCAACGAUGCUGCAUGAACCAUGCGUGCUGGUAAUAGUCCUCUCCGGAUUUGAUUGAUUCUUUUUGUGUGUUCUUGCGCGAGAUCUAAGAUUCUCGGGCGCCAAUGGGAAGAUAUAUACUUUGGGUUCGUUCGUGUAGGCAGAGCAGCUUGAUAGCUAAUAAUGGUUUUGUAUUUGUUCUAGCUAAUGGUUUUGUAUUUUGUCAAAUGAUGGGAAAAAGGAAGGAGUAAUCAAAAAAGACUAGAACUACUUCUAGCCAAUCACCGUACAACUUGUAUUGUUGAGAUGCGUAUUUUUUGCAUUUAAUUUUGUGUCGUGGCGAUCUAAAGCGUAUGUAAAGAGGUCGUGCUGUCUAAAGUAAAUUAUGUAUACUUCCAUUCCAUUUCUUCUCUUAUGACCCUUGAUCAGUUUAUAUA
Molecule: messenger RNA, 3081 nt
Organism: Triticum aestivum (bread wheat)
Lineage: Eukaryota; Viridiplantae; Streptophyta; Magnoliopsida; Poales; Poaceae
Product: serine/threonine-protein kinase tricornered
Exons: 15
Coding region: 449-2623 (724 amino acids)
Biological process (GO): response to auxin; protein phosphorylation
Molecular function (GO): protein serine/threonine kinase activity; ATP binding
Source: RefSeq, a predicted model, not a curated record